Molecule: messenger RNA, 1374 nt
Organism: Gryllus bimaculatus (two-spotted cricket)
Lineage: Eukaryota; Metazoa; Arthropoda; Insecta; Orthoptera; Gryllidae
Source: the annotation of a GenBank genome assembly
AUGGCCCAAUCGAAGAACUUGAAGUGCAAGCAUUUGCACGAUUACUUAAAGACUCUUCCUACAUCUGUUCUUGAUAGAUUAUACAACCAUCCAACCACUUGUUUGGCUGUGUACAGAGAGUUGCCGGAGAUUGCCAGGCACUAUGUUAUACGAAUCUUAUUUGUUGAGCAACCUGUACCACAAGCAGUAGUAGCUUCUUGGGUGUCGCAGUCCUACUCAAAAGAUCAUACCACAGUAGUUGAUGUACUUAGUGGUUUAAGGGUAUGGCAGGAAGCAGCAAUUCCUGGAGGACUUCUUGGCUGGAUUCUGAACUCAACUUUCAAAAAGAAUUUGAAGAUUGCCCUUCUUGGUAGCGGAAAGCCCUGGAGUAUGUCGUCACACUUGGAAGUGGACAGUAAACCUCGUGACAUUCCUUAUCUUGAUACUUAUGCUCUUGAACGAUGGGAGUGUGUCUUGCAUUAUAUGGUGGGCUCUCAACAGCAAGAAGGUAUAUCUGCUGAUGCUGUCAGAAUAUUACUUCAUGCAGGACUGAUGAAAAGAGAUGAGGAAGACGGUAGCCCUGUUAUUACUCGAGAGGGAUUUCAGUUUUUAUUACUUGACACAUCCUCUCAAGUGUGGUAUUUUAUUCUUCAAUAUUUGGAUACAGUAGAAACUCGUGGACUAGAUCUGGUUGAGUGCCUUACUUUUCUUUUCCAGUUGAGUUUCAGCACAAUGGGUAAAGAUUACAGUACAGAGGGUAUGAGUGAACAUUUACUUGUGUUUCUUCAACAUCUUAGAGAAUUUGGACUUGUAUAUCAACGGAAGAGAAAGGCAGGACGAUUCUAUCCCACAAGAUUAGCUCUUAACAUUGCAUCUGGACACAACAAGUCUCACAUGAACAUGCACCGUGAAGGUUAUAUUGUUGUGGAAACAAACUACAGAGUGUACGCUUAUACAGACUCCAAUCUGCAAGUUGCAUUAAUGGGUCUUUUUUGUGAGAUGUUAUACAGGUUUCCUAAUCUAUCUGUGGGAAUAUUAACUCGUGACUCUGUUCGACAGGCUUUGAGAAGUGGAAUAACAGCCGAGCAGAUAGUAGGGUUCUUACAUAUGCAUGCUCAUCCACGUAUGGUAAUGGCUGGACCUCCAACCCUCCCUCCCACAAUCAUAGAUCAAAUUAAACUGUGGGAGAAUGAGCGUAACAGGUUUGUGUUUUCAGAAGGCGUAUUGUACAGUCAAUUCUUAUCUCAAGCUGAUUUUGAAGCUUUACAUGAGUUUGCCCAAGAAUCUGGCCUGUUGGUUUGGAGUAAUGCACAGCGGCGCACUAUGGUAGUUACACGUGCUGGUCAUGACGAUGUGAAACGUUUUUGGAAACGUUAUUCGAAAGGAGGUAAUUAG